ACAAGCCCAUAUCGCACCAACAGAGUCCAGGGCUCCCCCAAGCCGCCCCACUCCGCCCCUUUCUACCCAAACCCCAACCCAACCCCUGCUCGCCCGCUCGCUCGCCGCCGGCCGCCGCCCCGCACCUGCGCCGACCCCCGCACCCGCCGCGCACCGACCCCAUGGGGGAUCCCUACCGCCCAUACGUCCCGUCCUCCUCUCACGACAGAGUUCCACUGGGCAGUUAUCCUGGGUAUGUUCCACCUGAGGAAUCAUCCUAUUAUGCUUCAAAAAUGGCUGCUCUGCGAGGAGUACCAAAUAUACCUAGAGUUGAUGUACCAUUGCAGUCAAGAGCUUAUGGUUUGGAUGUUCCAACUGGCGUGAGCCAUCCUGCUUAUGGUUUGGAUGUUCCAGCAGGCGUGAGCCAUCCUGCUUAUGGUUUGGAUAUUCAAGCAGGCGUGAGCCAUCCUGCUUAUGGUUUGGAUGUUCCAGCAGGCGUGAGCCAUCCUGCUUAUGGUUUGGAUGUUCCAGCAGGCGUGAGCCAUCCUGCUUUGGUUGGCUUGGGUGGACUGCCAGCUGGAGCUAGGCCGCAGGGACCUAGCCCUUUGGAAGACCCAGCUUUAGUCCAGAGAAGUUCUUCACUUGGCAAAAGUGUCAGUAUUCCUGAAGUUGAGCGCCCCAAACCCCUUUUGAUGCCAUCAGAAGAUGAAUCCAACAUUCUUUUUGUUGAUGGUCUGCCAACUGAUUGCACCAGGAGAGAAGUAGCUCAUUUGUUCCGUCCUUUCGUUGGCUUCAAGGACCUCAGACUUGUGCACAAGGAGCCCAGACGUAGUGGUGACAAGGCUUAUGCUCUGUGCUUUGUGGAGUUCAGUGACGCAAAAUGUGCAGGGACUGCUAUGGAGGCUCUCCAAGGAUACCGCAUCGACGAGAGGAAGGCCGACGGCCCGUUCCUUAAGAUCCAGUUUGCAAGGUUCCCGUUCCGACCUCCGCCAGCCAAUGAAGAGCGGAAACGCCCUAGCGCUCGUUGAUCACCGUCAUCUAUAUAUCUUCCCCUUUGCCAGCAGUGUAUUGUAGGCAGUGGGCCAUUGUAGAUCAGCUAUGUUCAGACUGUGGUAGCAACCUGUGAUGGGCCUUUUGUCAGUUGGAGGUUGGCUUGCUGGACAGGCUCGUCUGACACCUACCUGCCUUACUUGGCACAUUCGCCGUGUUCCCGCGUCGCAUUUUUCGCGGGUGGAUAUGUUGGGAAUGUUAUGCAUAAACCGUUACUGUCUUUGCAACUCCAGUGGCAGCAGUAGAGUACAAUCUGGCUGAUGUCCUGGGCUUGCCACUAGUGAUGCUGGAGAGUGGCAUCUUGUAGCCGGAGCCUGAUACAGCCACCACAGGCCAGAGCUGUCAAUUGGGGACAGGAACCACAAGAGACAAGAUGCUCAGGUCCGCUGGACUUACCGUUGAUUUUGCCGUGGAAUGUGAGCGCUUGAGACGAAGGCGGGACGUCGACGGUGGUGACAAGUGCCCGCCUGUCGUACGCGUUCACCUUCGCUCUCGCAACGGUUUUUUCUGCUGGAGCUUCCCGAAGGAGGCUGACUGGCGACCUGGUUUGGGGUUUUCAGAGAAAUCCCUGUCGUGUGGGUUAGCCAUUGGAUUGUGAAUAUAUGUAUUAUCGUGUUUUCUCU
Molecule: messenger RNA, 1652 nt
Organism: Hordeum vulgare subsp. vulgare (domesticated barley)
Lineage: Eukaryota; Viridiplantae; Streptophyta; Magnoliopsida; Poales; Poaceae
Product: RNA-binding protein 2-like
Exons: 6
Coding region: 162-1007 (281 amino acids)
Molecular function (GO): mRNA binding
Source: RefSeq, a predicted model, not a curated record